Messenger RNA from Dentiscutata erythropus, 213 nucleotides. NCBI's taxonomy places the organism in Eukaryota, Fungi, Glomeromycota, Glomeromycetes, Diversisporales, Gigasporaceae. The record is from the annotation of a GenBank genome assembly.
AUGGAUGUUAACGCUAAUGAUAGACAUCAUAAUCGAAAUGAGGAAUUUAUCAAAUGCAUUAUUGAUGGAGUUCCAUUUACUACUGCGGAAAAUACAAGAAUACCGCAGCAAAUAGCAUCUUUGGCACUAAUUUCUGUCAAUCGAACAUCGUAUAUCGCAAUUUAUUUUGUAUCUAGCGCUCUUAACAGCACUAAUUUAUGUCUUUCGGACAUC